CCUGGCUUAGGCUGGGAGGCACAGCGCCCGUGUGCUGGAGGCGAGUUGGCUCCGGGUGGGGGAGGCUGGGGUUCCAAACCAGGGCAGGGGAAUGGUGGCCCUGCGUGGCUCGUGGACCUCUCUCAGGGACCCCUCUCAGCAGGGGCCGGAAAAGCAGGCCCACACCCAGUGGUCAUUGCAGGAACUUCACUUGAGCUGGUCUGCUUGUGAGCCUGUGGUUUGGAGAGGAGAAGACGCACUUCCCCAUGAGAAAAAGGUGGUCAUCCCCAUGGGCUCCACAGAUGAGGACACCGGCCCUCAGCUCUGCCCCCUCUCAGAAGCCUUCCUCACCUGGGGGUUCUGGGUGAAGGGAGCUCCCCGCCAGAGACUCAUGUGGGAUCGUGUGUGGACCGUAGAGCCACAGAGCGUCAUCUGUAAGCCAGUUUAGAUCCAGGCUUUAACUUCAGUUUCCUGUGUGACCUUUGAGAAGCCAUCCCUCCAAGUGCUUCCUUUGAAGGGUGAGCCCUGGGUGCCUCUCUCUGAGGGAGGCCCUUGCUCCAUCUGGGCUUGACUGUGCCACGGGGGAUCAGAAGCAACAUACAUUCUGUCAGCAGCUGCCGGAAAUGCUGGAGCAGCAGUCCUGGAGGCGGGGUGAAGCAGUCCCUGGCUUUUGGAGGAGGCGUGAGAAGAAAUUCAUGGGGGGCUUUAAUUCUUUUCAGAUUCCCAACCAUUUUCUUCUAGCUGCUACUGCCUGCAUUUGUGUAACUUAGUUUGCAACACAGGUGACAA
This is a messenger RNA of Homo sapiens (human), 768 nucleotides long. RefSeq lists its product as uncharacterized. The transcript has 3 exons. The record is from RefSeq and is a predicted model, not a curated record. The coding region runs from base 92 to 427 and encodes 111 amino acids. Lineage: Eukaryota; Metazoa; Chordata; Mammalia; Primates; Hominidae.